AGAGCCGGUGGUUCAUUAACGUACUUUUACAGCUCUGAAGGUUUCCAGAUUGUGCAAGACGGAGACGGUCUUCCAGUCUGUCCUGUUUUUUUUCUUAUCUUCCAAGAAAGACAGAGAGCCGGUUGUCUUCAUUUGAGCUUUUGGAUCUCUACACUCUAAAGGGGGAUUGUUGCAGAUCUUCAUUAUCUUUUGCUUCUGUCCGACGUUCUGCGAACAAGAUCGGGCAGAGAUCACUGGAUGUGUUUGCGGGAAAAAGGAUGAGCGGUUUUCUGUACUUCAUCCUCCCGGUUCUGGGUGGAUACACUCUCAGCUCGGUGUACCUGCUGAAGAACCCCCACGUUCUGCACAGGAAGAAACGCACAGCUUUCUACUGCACACGCAUCUCACACAGAGGAGGAUGUGGAGAGAGGAUAGAGGGCACGAUGGAGGCGUUCACACAUGCGGUGGAUCAGGGCACAGAGAUGCUGGAGAUGGACUGUCACUUAACCCGUGAUGGACAUGUGGUGGUGUCACAUGAUGAGAAUCUGCUGAGGCAGACCGGCCGCGACGUCGCCGUCUCCUCACUCAACCUCCAGGACUUGCCUCUGUAUAAAGAGAGACUGGAGGUGACCUUUUAUAAAGGUCGCUACAGCAGCGGUUCAGACAGGAAGUUCGCUCUGCUGGAGGACGUGUUCAGGAAGUUCCCUGAGAUGCCGAUCAGCAUUGAGAUCAAAGAGAAGAACAAACAGCUGAUGGAAAAGGUGUCUGACUUGGUUCAAAGCUACAACAGGGAGGAGAUCACUGUCUGGGCCUCAGUGAAAUCCAAGAUCAUGGAGGAAUGCCGCAGAACGAACGGCUCCAUGCCGUACAGCUUCUCACAGAGCCGAGGUGUGCUGCUUCUGCUUCUCUUCUACACCGGCCUGCUGCCCUUUAUGCCGCUGGAGGAGAGUUUACUGCAGUUCUACCUGCCUUGCGUCAUAAACAGGACGUACAUUCCAGAGAAGCGCAUCCUGAGGAACAAGCUGAUCAUCUCUUUGUUAGAAAAAGUCACAAUGAGGAAGAGUCUGUUCAAACACCUCGCAGCUCGUGGAAUUCAGGUGCAUUUGUUUGUGUGCAAUAAAGACGACGACAUAAAGGCUGCAUUUGAAGUCGGGGCCACAGGGGUGAUGAGUGACUACCCGACUCUUCUGUCCAGCUACCUCUGCAGAAACCAAAGUCAGGACUGAACCCAAACACGCCCUCACGUCCCAACAACUGAUAACUCAGCAGCUUUCUGAUGAGGGCGGACUGUGUGAAGAAAAGACUGUGAAAGAAAAGUAAAUACAAGAAGCGUGAGACCUUCACCGUGACAAGAUCAGUGGGAGGAGUUGUUUGGUCUAUUAAACGGAACAGAACUAUCAUUCAACUCUUUAAUCUCAAGCCUUCGCUGUAGAUACAAUUAUCUGCUAUCGGGUCGUUUCCACGGCCUCCACCCUCAGUGUGUCAAACACAGCCCAGAGGGAUUUAUCUCAGCAGCAACUACAACGCUGUCGGAGUGAAGCUUUCCCUUUUAUUAGUGCACAUGGGUCACAGUACAAGAGUAGUCACGAACUAGACAGACAUAGGUUUACAGACAAGUAGACAAUCUUUAUGUUUAUGUUUUGUAUGUGUGUGAAAAUGUGUUGUGUAUUCAUGUAUGUGUAAGAGCGAUAAGACGAAUGUGCACGAGGAGGAGACUAACGAAUAAUGAAUGAACAUUUGUAAAAAUAGAAUUUAAAAAAAAAAAAAAGUUGAAGUGGUGAAAAGAAAAAAACAUAUAUAUUUGUGCACAUGCACACAUAUGGCUAUAAUAAUAAUAAUAGUAAUAAUAUUGAUACUAGAAUAAGAAUCAUAAGAAUAAUUUCAUAAUGUAAAUGGUGCGAUGGUGCAGAAGUGUUUGUUGCUGAAGUGAAUAUCUAACCAGCUGCACCAGAGAGAAAACGUGACUUUGUUUUGACUGUGUUGGACGUUAUUUUCUGGCAUUAUUUGAUUGGUUUGAGUGAGUGAUGGACUUUAGAAAAACAUGAUUGUGCUUUACAAUGUACUUUAUGGAUUUAUGCUUUUAUGUUCUCUUUGUUGUAUUAAGAUGAAAAGAACACAAACAUGCUGGAAAUAAAAUCAAAUGUAUACU
This is a messenger RNA of Anarrhichthys ocellatus (wolf-eel), 2128 nucleotides long. RefSeq names its product glycerophosphodiester phosphodiesterase domain containing 3a (gene gdpd3a). Gene Ontology annotation, cellular component: endoplasmic reticulum membrane. Gene Ontology annotation, biological process: glycerophospholipid catabolic process. The transcript has 10 exons. The record is from RefSeq and is a predicted model, not a curated record. The coding region runs from base 258 to 1205 and encodes 315 amino acids. NCBI's taxonomy places the organism in Eukaryota, Metazoa, Chordata, Actinopteri, Perciformes, Anarhichadidae. Gene Ontology annotation, molecular function: phosphatidylcholine lysophospholipase A1 activity; phosphoric diester hydrolase activity.